Messenger RNA from Paracoccidioides lutzii Pb01, 2550 nucleotides. RefSeq lists its product as hypothetical. The coding region runs from base 1 to 2550 and encodes 849 amino acids. Gene Ontology annotation, molecular function: magnesium ion binding; cobalt ion transmembrane transporter activity; cobalt ion binding. Gene Ontology annotation, biological process: metal ion transport; transmembrane transport. The transcript is spliced from 8 exons. The record is from RefSeq and is a predicted model, not a curated record. Gene Ontology annotation, cellular component: membrane.
AUGGGAGACUCCACAUACCCGACGACCUCAUCAACUGCGGCGCCGACCACCGCGAGGCCUCUCCCACCCCGCCUGGACCCUAGGAACCUUGCAGGAGGCCAUGGAGCAGAAUAUUUUGGUCAGCGAUCUCCAGCUCCGUCUCCACGGGUUGCAGAGGAACUACCGACUGUUCCCAAACGUAAUAAGAAAGCUAGAACUCUCCACCCGCGGAAACAAGACUUGGGUCCCAAAUGGCAUAAAGAAUACUCUGAAAUAGACCUUUAUAGCGGUCGGGUCCUAAUAAUCGAUUUCGUCAAGCAGGGAUUAGAUGACUGUAAAGUCGGCAUGCGGAAAGUAGCCGCGCAGGAAAUCUAUGACCUCGAGCAGCUGCGAAAGGUUUACACUAAUCCGGAACGAAAUGAUGAGGCAGUGCUGCGUGUUUUCCAUAUCCAGAACGCAAGUUGGGCCACCAAAUAUCUUCUACGCAAGUUCAACAUCGACAACCGAGAUGACCUUGUUGGCACUGACUUUGGUCGCUAUGUCCGUCAUAAGCGACCUGAACGGCGUGGAGGCAAGCCUUUUCUCAGCGGGAAGACAUGGAAAGUCCAAUAUGAUCCGUGGCGCGGGAUUAGCAAGACCUCUUUUGGAUUGGAUUAUUUCAAACAGUAUACCGUGCGUGAUCCGGUGGUCGGCGCGUCGAGGGUUCAGCAUGAGGAGGAUGAUAGCUUGAAGAUGAUGGAGCUGAAUUGCUUUGACGAAGAUGAUAAUCCUAUAUUCGGCUAUGAUGUCUAUGUACAGCGAGUCGGCUGCUACGUUCAGCACAAGCAGGUUGCCGUCGAUGUGCCGUUGGAUCCGGAUAUCAAGAAUCCCUACAUCAGCGAACCCCCCAAGUCCGAGAGCGUCAAGAGCCACCUGACGAAGCAUGAGUACAUCCCUCGCCUCAACACUCUCGACAACGGCAACGCCAUCCUCAUUUUCGACAACUCUCACUCCAACAGCAUCGAGGACACGUUGAUCGCUGCCCGUCGUCUCUGGGAGUCUCGCUGGCGCCGGCUGCCAUUCUUUCUCGCGUUUGAGUCCCGAGACCUCGUAGAUACGGAUGAGCACCUCGCGUUUCAGUGCUCCAGGAUUAUCUUGGAGGACGUUUUCAAGGCGGUGGUGAUGGAGUGGGAUGCCUUUUUGGACCUGGCUUAUGACCACGUUAGUAUUUUGGAAGAUAAGGUUUACGAGCAGCCCGCAGACGAGACGCGGGCGCCGGAGUUGUGGACGAACUCGAAUAUCUGGUUGAAAGUGGAGAAGUUGCUGUUCAUACAUAUUGAUGUUGUGAAGGAGAUGAGGACAAGACUGGGGGAGCUGGUUUCUACAGAUGAUAUGGAGACGGAUGAUACAUGGCUGGACAGUAUCCCGGGAGAUUACGACAGGUUGGGCACGUUGGUUACGGAAGACUUGGUCAAGCCGACGAAGUCGUUGAUUUCGUUGCUGUACCAGAGCGUUUCAAUCCGUGAUAGCAGACAUAGCAUCCAACUUGGUACCAGCAUGUGGCGGUUGAGCUGGAUAACAUUCAUUUUCCUGCCCCUGACUUUUAUCGUUGGCUUUUUCGGGAUGAAUGUCGACACCUUCGCUGACAAUCCAAGCAUAAAAUGGUAUUUUAUAUCCAGCGUACCAUUCAUGCUGUGCGUGCUCAUCGGCUGGUACUUCGUCAAGCACCUCAUGGCCCGCGGGCGCCAAACUCCCUACCAGCGGGGUGUCUACGAGAACUUCUUCCAUGACCUGGCCACCGAAAAUUCCCAAUCGUGGUCCCUUACGGGGCCCCGGAACUACAUCUUUCCCAAAGGCCGCCUCGCACGCCUCAAAUGGUCUCUCAUCAAACGCUGGAGUGCCCCUGAGAAAACCAUCCAUGUUCCGCGGAACACAGGCGAUAGUGGUGUUGAUAGCCUGGGUGUUGUCUCGAAGAUUAAACGCUAUUUAAUCAGUCGUUGGACAGGGCAGAUUGCUGCCAGCCUGCCAGCUGACCAGGUGUCCGCAUCGUCUCUUGAAGCUGGUGAAGGUUGCUACGAUCCCGAGGAGGAUGGUGACGUCCACGUCCACGCUAGAGAGGCAAAUGUUGUCGCGGACGGCAUCGUGGAAGCAACUGAAAUGUUGACGCUGCCUGCAACUCCAGCCGUCGAGGAAGCCUUUCAAGUUGAGGAUUCCAUGUUUCGGUUGGCUGUGCCCUCCACGCGCACUGCUGCUGCUGAUGAUGAUGAUGAGGAACGGGUUAUACGAAGGGGUUCCCGCGGUCAUAAUCAACGGAAUAGCAAUGGCAGUGGCACCAGGAGUAGUGGUAUCCUGGUCGAAGAGGAGGAUUUCAGGUGGCUUAGCGAACAGGGCGAGGAAGGGAAGCAAUUUAUGUUCAGGUCGUCGUGUUCGAGGGAUGGGCAGUCGCAGGGAGUUGAUGAGAAUAAUCAAAGGGAUAGUACAAGUGGAGCUCCUGGUGGUGAUGAUGAUGCUGGAAAGCAGAAUCCUGAGGAGCCUCACACGAGGUCUGCGGAUGUCCCUACGACGCCCCGGGUCGUCCGUCCACCCGACUAA